Messenger RNA from Tachysurus vachellii, 3394 nucleotides. RefSeq names its product F-box and leucine-rich repeat protein 15 (gene fbxl15). Gene Ontology annotation, molecular function: protein binding. The coding region runs from base 57 to 989 and encodes 310 amino acids. NCBI's taxonomy places the organism in Eukaryota, Metazoa, Chordata, Actinopteri, Siluriformes, Bagridae. The record is from RefSeq and is a predicted model, not a curated record. The transcript has 5 exons.
UGUAAACUGUGUAGGAGGACGUUUGUUAACGUAUCACGUGGUCAGCGGCAGUAAACAUGAGCGACAAUAAUUACCGCUUACUUGGGAUUCAUACUUCAGUAGAGGGAAGGACUGAUGAACGACACGGGUGGUCCAAGUACCAGCUGUUGGAUCUGCCCUGGGAGGAUGUCCUCGUCACACAUGUGCUGUGCUACUUGCCUUUACGACAACUGGUCAGCCUUCAGCGAGUGAGCAAGAGCUUCCGCUCAUUAAUUCAGGUUUAUCUGGCCAACUGCCACUCAUUCGACCCCACACAGACGGGGCCUCAUGUUCCUAAGGAAGCUUUUUGUUCCAUGCUCUGCGAUAAUAAAGUCCUCCAGAGUCUCUCUGUACAUGGCUGUUGUGACUGGAUCACUGAUGAGGAGCUGCUUCCUGUAAUCGGUCAGAACCAGCAGCUGCAGCGUGUGGACCUUCACGGCUGUGUCCACCUCACUCGGCACGCUCUGGUGGCUGUGGCUCUUGGUUGCCCCCGUUUGCAGCACCUGGGCCUGGCUCACUGUGAGUGGGUAGAUAAUCUGGCACUGAGAAGUCUAGCAGAUCACUGCAACGAGCUACGAACGCUGGACCUCACCGCCUGCAGGCAGCUGAGAGACGAGGCCGUGUGUUAUGGGGCGGCGCAUUGGCCCAUGCUGCGCUCCAUCUCUGUGGCCAUCAAUGCCAACAUCACAGACACGACUGUGGAGGAAGUGGCCAAGCACUGCAGAGAGCUCGAGCAUCUCGACCUGACCGGAUGUCUGAGGAUUCACAAUGAGGCCAUCAAGACUGUGGCUGAAUACUGCCCUAAACUGCAGUCUCUGAAGGUGAAUCACUGUCACAACGUUACUGAGUCCAGUCUGGGUGUGCUGCGAAGGCGGAAUGUACAGAUUGACGUGGAGCCUCCCCUGCAGAGGGCGCUGGUGCUGCUACAGAAUGUUGUUGGCUUUGCUCCCUUCAUCAACCUACAGAUAUAACAGUACAUGGGUGGGUGUGUAUCAUACCUCUCUGAAGAGUGCUGCUGUUACUCAGUGAACUUUACGCUCAUCAGUCAGGUGUGAUUUUAUGAGAGGUGUGGUACAUACGACCCCAAGAUGAAAGCAGGACUUCCUUCAUCCUUGAUCUAUUUGGAGUGACUCCCUGUGCUGGUGCAGUGCAAUAACAUUGACAGUGUACUUUUAUGAAAUAUCUGUUUCAGUUAUGCCUAUAUAUUGAGUAUAUAUACUGUAUAUAUUGUUCUACCAGGGGUUCCACCAGCCCUGUUUCCAGACAUGAAAUAUUACAUGAGGUGCAGUAAUACAAAGGCAUCGUAACUCUUCCAGCUGCUGCAGCAUGCAUGACUGAUUAGAGACCGUUGUGUUUACCUCUCAUAAAAAUGUCAUUGGAGCCAUCAUACUUGAGAUUUGCAUGCGUAAAUGCAAUGUCUUUUAGUUAUUCAGAUACAUUGUGUUGUUGUUUUUUUGGUUUUGCUCUUAGCACUCAUUUCGAUUAGGAACAUAUGAAUUGGGAUUGAACGUACUUACAUAAGUAAUUGUUGGAAAUGUACUGUUUAAUAUUUAAUUUAUUAAUUGUUCAAUGGUAAAAAUCAGCUUUGUAUAAUUUUGCACUUACUGAAAGACUGAAGGAAACAUGCUGCAUCAAAGUAUCUGUUGAUUUUGGUUAUAAUUUACAGAGCAGAUUGUGAGUUGUAUUUUGUGUUAAGAGUGUUUGUGGAUAUACAUGAAAAUGCUAUUUCAUACAAACACCCAAAGCAAUUAUUAUUUCUACGUGAAUAACUUGAAACUGCCACCGAACAACCUCAACAUACCAGAUUAGCUUUAAACCAGACUGAAUGUGUUUAUUAUCACAUGUAACUCAUUCUAGGGAUGACAGUAAGAUUUCAGUCUAGUACCUUAGAUUUAUGUUGUAAAAUGUAAUUGAACUAAAGAAUUUGCACCAAGGUUGGAUUGGUGCUAUAAUGGAGUGGAUUAUGCAGCUCGAUUAUACAGCACUUGUCAUUAACACUGAAGGUUCAAGUGUUCUGGGCUCCACAAUUAUUCCGGAUCACUCCAUGAAUGAGUUUUAUUAUUAUUGUUGGGUUUUUUCUGUUAAAACUACAAUGAUUGUAAUACAAUUUAUUCUACAGCAGUUUUGUACAUGUCCAGUAUGGCACAAGCUUUGCAUUUUUUUACAUUUUGGCCUGUUUAAUGUUUAUUUGUUCCGAUUAUAUGUUAUAUAAAUGUUAUAAAUGAUUGGUUAUACAAUAGUACAAUAUUGUGCAAUAAUACAAUAAUAUGCAAUAUUGGUGAGGUUUUGGAAAGCUUUAUUUAAUGUCUAAUAGCAUUUUAUAAAUUUCACAGUUUGACUUGUUUACAGAUUUUCUGAUCCUGAUGCAUAGCCUUGCACAGAAUCAGCAUUUUGUCUGCACUGAAAUCAUUCAGUAGAAAUAAAGGUUUUAAGAAGUUUAUUUUCUACAUUUAAAAAUAAAUGGCUUGACCUUUCAAAAAAUUUAGAUUUGGGUAUAUAGAAAUUGUAAACGCCCCCAAACUGAACACACUCUUUCACUAGUCCUGGUCACUGUUCAGUGUUCAAUCCUGAGCUAGGGUUACUGUCUGUGUGAUCGUCACAUGUCCCAUCCCCAACUUUCUCCCUAGGUGUGAAUGAGUGUGUAUGUUGUGCCUUCUUAUGUACUGGCUCCGGAACAGGAUAAAGCAGCUACGGGUUUGGCAAAAGAAUGCAGCGAACAUGAGAUCAGUCUAAAUGUUCAAGUUAAGCUUCUUGAGAGUAUCUAACUACAAAAAAAACAUAUUAUGUAAAACUUAAGGAGAAUAUGAGUAACAAAAGAACUCAGUAAAACCACAAGAGGUCAGUAGAGAAUAUAGGAACUGCUUACUGAACUUAUGGCAUCAGAGCUAUUUUUGUCGCUUGUUCUGCUGAUCAGCAUUUCAGCAUUAUAUUAGGUUCGAAAGGGAGCCAUUUGGAAUUCAAUCUCUCUCUCUCUCUCUCUCUCUCUCUCUCUCAGACUAUGAUGGUCUGCUUACACUGCUUCACUGCAGUUACCACUGUCAUGAGCAAAUUGUGCAUUUUAUGCAUGUUGCCACAGCAGCCUAAUACCCUGGGCAGUAUGUUCUGCACCAUCCAGAACUGAAAGUAAAAUGGGGCAUAUAUGCUAAUAUCCAGUCUCAAAAUAAUUUCUGACUUUGACAUUUGUGACAUUUCAUAAUUCUUAAACUAUAAUGUUACUGUCAUUUUUUUAAGAGAAAUAAUAAGGCAUUUGCCUUAACUGGAAUAAUCUAUCAGCAAUAUUAAAAAUUGUCAGUUAUGAGUGCAUCAAUGCUAGAAAUUUUUAGGUUUGGUUUAGCUUGUAUUAAAUGGCAUUGGCCAUAUAAUGUGUGUGUGUGUG